Messenger RNA from Fusarium coffeatum, 1044 nucleotides. RefSeq lists its product as uncharacterized. The transcript has a single exon. The record is from RefSeq and is a predicted model, not a curated record. Gene Ontology annotation, molecular function: glycosyltransferase activity. Bases 1 to 1044 code for a protein of 347 amino acids. NCBI's taxonomy places the organism in Eukaryota, Fungi, Ascomycota, Sordariomycetes, Hypocreales, Nectriaceae.
AUGGACAACAACAACACCACCAGCAAGAAGAGGCACAACGCCUAUGCAACCCUCAUCACCCGCGACUCGUAUCUGCCAGGCGUCAUCAUCCUCGCCUACACCCUGCAGCGCAACCACUCAGCUUAUCCCUUGGUGGUACUCUACACGUCCAACCUUCCCCAAAAUGCGCGCAGGGUUCUGGAGCUGGAGGCUCCGAAAUGCAACAUGAUUCUGCGCGAGUGCGACUUUUUGCUGCCACCCAAGAAUAUCAAGAUGACGAUCAUAGCUGAGCGCUUUGUUGACACGUGGACCAAGCUGCGCGUGUUUGAGCUCUUUGAGUAUGAUGCUGUUUGUUAUCUGGAUGCUGAUAUGGCGGUGCUGGAUAACAUGGAUGUUGUCUUUGAGUGCGAGGAGCAGUUGCCGGAUGAUUGGCUUGCGGCGAAUCAUGUUUGUGUGUGUAACCUUGAUUCCGACUCGUGGGCGCCUGAGGAUUGGAAGGCGGAGAAUUGCGCGUAUACACCACUUUCGCAUCCCACAGCUCUCAAAGAGCCGUUGCAGCCAACAGCGACAUCUCCUUCGCCACAUAAGCUACUGAAUGGCGGCAUGUUCAUUUUCCAUCCAUCAGAAGGUCUUUGGGAUCGCAUGCUGCACGUUUUCAACACAACGCCUCAACUCUCAGAGUUCAUGUUUCCCGAUCAAGAUUUCCUGGCCUUCUUUUUCGAGAAUAAGUGGUAUGCGCUUGGAUGGCAGUACAAUGCUAUUAAGACGAUGCGAUACUGGCAUCCGAACAUCUGGAGAGAUGAGGAGGUGAUCUGUCUGCACUACAUUGUCGAUAAGCCCUGGGCGAAGAGGGUGGGAUUGGACGGUGUUGCUGGGUACAAGGGUCUUGAUGGUGUUACACAUUGCUGGUGGUGGCAGCUUUACCAAUACUGGGAGGAUGAGAGAACUUCUGAUGGAAUGGGAGGUAAUGAGGCAAUUGCGCUGUUGCAGAAGCUGAUUGCCCCGGCGUACACGAUGGAGAAUGGCUUGGGAUACCUCAACGUGGCUUUGCCUGUCCGAGCUUGA